CAAGAAGAAGAACAAGAAGAAGCUCUGUCCUUAGCUGCCGCUGCCCUCCCUUGUACUUGCAGCUUCCUUUCCCCCUGAGCCCAGCUAAACUCUUUGUCUUCUCAAGCACCCAAUAAGUACCAGCAGUCAGGUUUCCCCACAACUAAUGAGGAAAAAUUCUAUUGGUAAGAAAAAAUAAAAGGAAGAAUACAUAAUCCCCAACAAUAUCCCAAAAUCAGUUUAAGGGAAAGGUUAUCACAAUGUUACUUAGCAAUUCAGGUGUAAAACAAAGCUAUUGCUGCUAGGCCUUCUCAGACUGCCUCACUCAGUGAAGUGGAGAACAGGGUCCUUUGUCACCACUGUCUGGUUGGAAGUAAAAAAGGCAGAAAGGAGAAACAAGCAAGAAUUGUCCUGCAUAACUCCUUGUCCUGUCCUUACCUCUGCACAGGCCAGACCAAGGAGCUGUCUGCAUAGAGAAGAAUGUGUUCAAUGUGUUAUAAUUAAUAACAUCAUAUAACCAUAUUAUAAUAACACCAUAUUAUAUCCGUUAGUGGUUAUAAUAACCACUUAGGGCAAAAAAAGAACAAAAAAAGAAUCCCAAACUUUAGUCACAAUCCGUUUUCUAAAUCAGUGUAGUUGUGGUUUCCCCUUAAUGCAGAACUGCAGUAUGACUCUAAAUAGGCCAGGUAUGCAACAAGUAAUGAGUGGAAAAGCAAAGUAAUAUUAACCAUUGAGAGAUCUUUAGUAUAGUAAAGAAACUGUUUUUUCGCAGUAGGUAAAGCCAUGUGAUCUAAAUCACUCAGUAUAAGGAGAAGACACUUGGCAGCUUGGUACCUACUAAUGAAGCCAAUAGUCUACCCUGCUUUCUCCAUUUUUCUGGCUCUCAUUUUGGCCAGAUUCCUUGGCAUACACAUCAGUUUUUUGAGAAAUCAGAAGAACCACGUGCAAAUUUUGACUGAGGAAAACACAAUUCACAACUGCAGCUGUUCUGUGGCUAUCCAUGACUGCGAUUACUGCCUGGCAAAAUUGAUGUGCAACUGCAAAACAGUGCUGCCUCCUACCAUGGAAAAAACUACCUACAACAGCCACCUGAGCAUCUGGUUCACAGACACCUCUGUGCUGGGGAUGGUCCUCAACUUCACAAGGGUGUGGGAUUUGAAGCUGUCCUUCUGUGGUACCACUCCUCUCCCAACACAAUAUAUGGCCAUUUGGGGAAUUCAAAAGCUCCAGGUAAACAAGGUCAAGGGACAAUUUCCAGACCAGAGCGUAACCAUCUCCAGCAGCAGCAAUAACGACAAAGACUUGCUUGAGGCACACAACAAAGACAGGCAAAUGCUUGCACUUAUUUCUUUUCUGGAUACCUCAGUUUUCAAUGGAUAUUCAUUGCUGAAGUCAUACAGUGUGGAAAACGUCUCUAGUAUCAUAAAGCACUUUUCCAGCCUGCUGUACUUAGAUGUUUUCUCAACCUCAGACAAUGAGAGCUAUGUUGUAAUAUUCAUUUACUGAGUAAUUUAACGCAAUCAGUAGUAAGAGGCAUGGGAGGCUUCAAAGAGUGAUGGGAUGCUUUUAAGGCUGUCCUGGUUUGUCUAAGAGGAUGCACAAGGGGACUGUGAGAGAACUCUACAAAGAAGUGUUUGAUGUAAGAGAUUCAUCAGAUUAAUUCAGCAAACACUUUCUUAAAGAACAAAGUAAAUGUGAAACAACUGUUUUCCAAAGCACUGUUAGAUUUUUUUUGUUUAUAUAUUCUAAGUCUAGAAUUGAAAUCUGCAGAUAAAUUUUGUUUUAAGGUUGUGUCUUGGACAGAAAAGGCAUAAUCAUGUAGUUCCCCCUGCAGAAGAAUCCAAGACCCCCAGAAAACCACUCAGGUUAGAUUGCAGCUCAGCAGGUAAAUUCACGGUUGUUUUACAAGGUGCAAUCUACUCCCAUUAUGCUCAGCGAUUUAGGAAACAGGUAUGGGACUUCCUUCUGUGAAGCAGGUAUUUCCCUGCAUCUGUCCUUUCUUCCUUAUUUCAUACAUAAUCUUUAUUUCCAGAUCACAGAAUACUCUGGGUUGGAAGGGACCCACAAGGACCAGCAAGUCUAACCCUUAAGUGAAUGGCCCAUACUCUCCACUGGACCACUUCAGCUGAUCCAUAUUUUUCCAGGGAGAGGCUGCCACCUGCAUGACGGAUGUGCUGACAACUGCAAUUCCCUAAAUGCAGGGAGCUUCAACUUUUGUGAUAAUGGCAAACUGGUCAUGUUCUCCCCUAAGAGAGAGUAGAAAUACCCCAUACAAUGAGUCUCAUCUGACAAGGGAGGCGAGGCUUCAGGCAGACAAUUUUCAGAUGUGUUGCACAAGAAAGGUUGUCAUGCCCUGAAAAACAUAUACCAGGACUGUUAAAAUAGCUCAGUCUGCUUCUUGCCUGUGUCUGGAGGUUUUGAAUUCUGUGAGAUACGACUAAGGCUGUAUCCAUCCAUAUAGUACAAUAAAGGCUUUGAAAUAGCAGGUUGUAAGAGCUUUGCACUCCUAGCAACGGAUUACAUGAAACUGAGACAAAAUAUAAGAAAACUUCAGCCCAGAGAAGCUGUGGCUGCUCCAUCCCUGGAAGUGUCCAAGGCCAGGGUGGAUGGAGCUUGAAGCAACAUGGUUUGUGGAAGGUGUUCCUGCCUGUGGCAGGGGGGAUUGAACUGGGGGGUCUUGAAGGGCCCUUCCAAGCUAAGCCAAUCUGAGAUUCCAUGAUUCUCUGUGCACUUAGGUGAAUGGCUAUCAAGAUUCUGAGGAACCAGUGAAGCUGCUGCAAUUUUAAAGAAAGGUUAUUUGUAUUUUAAAUAAUUGUAUUGAUAUAACUGUAAUCAAUGAUGGAGCAGUUUUGCUAGGAAGCAAAACUUAAUUUUUCAGAAGACUUAAAUACAUGUCCACCGCCCAUUACUUUGAACCUGUGAGCUUUCCCUCUGAAAUCGACAAUGUGCUAACGAUGGAAUUAAUGGGAUCUAUUUGCAAUUGCAAAUAGAUUGAAGCACAGUGGUGUUUACAAGCUGGUUACGGAACUCCAUUUAACUCAGGCAGAGAACAAUUGAAUCAGCUGUUGUAAAGAUGUAGUUUCCUUUGUCAGCACCUUGGCAACAAACCAUAAGCCUUUUUCUCUAAAUUACAAAUACUUCUAGUGAUACCUCUCAUGACUGUCUAUUACAGACAUAAUUCAUAUCAUCUUCCCAGGAACUGCCUUCUCCAGCUGUUUCUGCAAGGGAACUAACCUUUCCUUCACGAACUUGAAGGCAGUACACACACACAAAUAUAUUGAUUUCUAAAUGUUACCAAGGCUUUCUCCAAAAUCUGGAAAAAUUAAACCUAGAUGAUCUUCAGCAAAGAUCUGCUGCCCUCUGGUAAAAAAUGUGCUGAAGUCACAGUAAUCCCCCAUUACCAUAACUGUGAUGUCCAAAAAUUCACACAUGCAGCAGUAGCUGAGGAUGUAUGUAUUCUGGCCUUGGGAAGAAACAAGGUUAAUAGUCCAUGGGCUUUCUAACAGAGCAAAUUAAAUUGCCAGUUACUUUUGCCACUGUAGCGUUCUGAAUAAGGCUGGUGCAGAAGACCUUUUAUUCCAGUACCCAAGCAACCACUGCAGGAUUUUUUUUCUGGAAAGAGCAAAAAAUCCUCAACUACAGAAAUCCACAGCUCCGAUAUUGUGGAGAUCUUCCCAAA
Cyanistes caeruleus (blue tit) is the source of this 3658-nucleotide messenger RNA. NCBI's taxonomy places the organism in Eukaryota, Metazoa, Chordata, Aves, Passeriformes, Paridae. The record is from RefSeq and is a predicted model, not a curated record.